CCAUCGAAGUUUAGUAUUUCACACAUGGUCAAAACUUUUAACUUUUUUCUUAAAAAAUAAACUUAACAUAAAAUAAAAUGUCGUUUUUAUUGGUCGAAUGGUCAGAAGAUGACUUUAAGACAUAUUCUGUUGUGUCAAUUGACCAAUUAGAAGACGGAAUUUUGCGUGCGAAUCCUGGAAAACUUGUUGGAACUGUCGUUGCAAUUAAAUGGAAAAGGAACUCUAUCCAUCGUGGUCUCGUUUUACAAAUUGGGAAACACAAAAAUCUCUCUUUGGAAGCUGACAAGUUAGCCGUAAAAGCAGCUGACGAAGCUUCAAUCAUUAAAGAAAAAGACAAGAGCAAAUUUGAUAACUCUUCACGAAUUAAAAGUAAUUUUUGCAAUAUAUUUUUUGAAAUUCUAAUUUUAUAUGAAUUAAUAUUUUUUCCAGUGCAAAAAUCUAAAAACCGAGCCAAUGAAAUUACAGAAAUUGCAUCCCAAAUUCCUUCUUCUCAAUCAGUUGACAUGAGUUUAAAUGCGGAAUUUGCUGACCCUCCUUUGGAUAACGAAACAGUAUCAAAAGAGAAGUAUGAUCGUCUCAAAGGACGUCACGAUAGGUUGAAGGAGAAAUAUCGCGAGUUGAAAAAAUUGGUAGAGAAUUCUCACGAAGUUGAAUUAUAUGAAGGGUCUGGAGUUACAUUGCCAGCUGCUGAAUUAGCUUCGAUAAAGAUUAUGUCGAAUAAACCAACAACCCUGGCCAGGAACUUGUUUCGUCGACUUUUCUCUCCGGAAGAACUAGCGAGUCAUUCCCUAAAUGGAAAAAUUUGUAAUGCAAACCAAUUAGCUCCCCCACUUCCAAAAAUUGACACAGCCAAAUCUGAUGCAGUAAUUAAAUUUGUUCUUAAAGAAGAAGGAUUCGACAACUCACCAAAUGCUGACAUUAAUGAGGCCAACAAAUCGUUUUUGAAGAACAAGAAGGCGGUAAAGCGAGAGAUUAAGAAAUCUCUAUCGGAUUUCCUUAGAGAGUGUAAGAAACGAAAAGAUUAAAAUAUUUAAAAAUAUUUUUGCUUUAAUAGUUUGUGAAAAAUUCUAAAAUAAUUUAAAGAAUUAAAUAAAUAUCUUUUGACGAAUGAAUUCUACCAAAAGUUUUAUGCCUAAUUUAUUCUGCACAAAAGUGGGCCAAUUUUAGCUCCUAAAGUUUUAUGCAUAAACAAAACUGCAGAAAUUUUUCUGUAGCUAGUUUUCUGGCUAAAAUUUUCUGUACAAAAGUGGGCCAAUUUUAGCCAUAAUUUCUGCCGAAUUCGCCACUAUAUUUUCUGCAGAAUUUGGCUCAUUUUUUUCACACGGGCGUCCUAUUUCGCAAUUUCGCAUCGCAAAUAAUUUAGUCAUGUGCUAAAGACUUGUAACGUGAGGGGAUUCGCAAAACACGACUUUGCAAAUCUCGGAAAUAUGCUUCUAAAAAAUACCUGUUUGGAAAUGCAUGUUUUUAUUGCAAUGUUUUUAUUCCAUGAAUUUCUGUAAUUUCUCACACU
Molecule: messenger RNA, 1510 nt
Organism: Folsomia candida
Lineage: Eukaryota; Metazoa; Arthropoda; Collembola; Entomobryomorpha; Isotomidae
Exons: 5
Coding region: 78-1025 (315 amino acids)
Molecular function (GO): DNA binding
Source: RefSeq, a predicted model, not a curated record